AUGUCGACCGACAACGCCCGCCGCCUAGCAUUCUUCUCUCACCCACGCACCGCCUCGAACCUCAUCCUCAAAAUCCUGAACAUAACCUCUCAGCCCGACAUACUCCAACACCCCGACCUACCCGACUAUGGCCACAGUUUCAGUCCCGCCAUCAAGCUGAAAUUCGAUGGCGAGCGCGUUCGAAAGCCCGGCGAAUGGACAGAAGAAGAACGAACAGCAACGAUCGAUCAUUACGGAAAAGGUCUUGCUACUGUCACCGAAUACGCCGCUUUAGCCGAACGCCAGGGCAAGACAGCGUUCUUCCGCGAACACAGCAUAUCAAUAUCCGAUCCCGUUGCGCAGUACUGCUUCUAUUCUGGUACCAGUUUCGGAAGCGAAGAUGCGUGGUCCGUUCCCUCCGCACACUCGACGUAUAAUGGGACCCUGCUUCCCGACGACUUUCUUCGGCAAUGGUAUCCCAUUUUCGUGAUCCGUCAUCCAGCAUCAGCAUUCUCAUCUUAUUACCGCGUGCUCAAAGCCUCAGACUCAAGCCCAGAGAAGGUACUGCAACAAGCCACCAUGGUAAACACCUACCACUGGACACGUACCCUAUACGAUCUCUACAAACAUACCUUCGGUAUCACCGGAAUCAUCCUCGAUGCAGACGAUGUCGUCGCGAAUCCCCAGAUGCUUAUUAGCGUCAGCAAACGUGCUGGCUUGGACCCGCAGAAGCUUAAGUUUACCUGGAAUGCGACGUCGAGUAAGGCGGAGAUUGCGGCGAAGACGACACAUGAUCCACAGCAUUUGGAGUUUAUGGAAACGCUGGAUAGGUCGACGGGGGUUAUUAGGGGAGAUCUGAGGAGCAAGAUCGAUGUGGGGAUUAUGGGGGGGAAGUGGAGGGAAGAGUUUGGGGAGGUGGAGGGGAGGAGGCUUGAGGGGUGGGUUGUGGCGGCUAUGGAUGAUUAUAGAUAUUUGGAACAGGAGAAGUUUAGUGAGUGA
This is a messenger RNA of Alternaria ventricosa, 978 nucleotides long. RefSeq lists its product as uncharacterized. The transcript has a single exon. The coding region runs from base 1 to 978 and encodes 325 amino acids. The record is from RefSeq and is a predicted model, not a curated record. NCBI's taxonomy places the organism in Eukaryota, Fungi, Ascomycota, Dothideomycetes, Pleosporales, Pleosporaceae.